Pestalotiopsis fici W106-1 is the source of this 1734-nucleotide messenger RNA. RefSeq lists its product as uncharacterized. The transcript is spliced from 4 exons. Gene Ontology annotation, biological process: transmembrane transport. Gene Ontology annotation, molecular function: transmembrane transporter activity. NCBI's taxonomy places the organism in Eukaryota, Fungi, Ascomycota, Sordariomycetes, Amphisphaeriales, Sporocadaceae. The record is from RefSeq and is a predicted model, not a curated record. Bases 1 to 1734 code for a protein of 577 amino acids.
AUGAACGAAGUUCAUUCUGACAAGAGAGACGCAACGUCUCGCACGCCGUCUGAUCCGGCCGAUGCGGUCGUUUCGCGAGUCACGACAAAUGAAAUCCGAUCACCACAUGUGCCCGCCCACGAUGGUCAUUCUACUGAAGACACAUCAAAUGCGAUGCAGAGUUUUAGGCAAUACGCGGUGGUUUUUGCGCUAUUUCUCUCUCUCUUUGUUGCGGCCCUCGAUGUUAGCAUUGUCGCAACCGCCGCUCCAACCAUAAGCAAUGAGCUGUCUUCCGCCGCUGGCUACACCUGGAUUGGGGGAGCCUUUCUUCUUGCGAGCGUGACGACAAGCGCAAUCUGGGUCAAGCUGUCUGAUAUCUGGGGUCGAAAGAUCAUUCUGCUUACCCUUCUCGCUUGGUUCUCGGUUGCUUCCGCAAUCUGUGCGUCUGCAAAAACCAUUGAUGCGCUUAUAGCAGGCAGAGCGCUUCAGGGAGCCGCAUCGGGAGGUCUCACGCUCCUCGUGCACGUGUGCAUCAGUGAUUUGUUCAGUCUCAGGAAGCGUAGCCUUCUGCUGGGCCUCACGGAGGGCGUCUGGGCCGUGGCAGGCGGGCUUGGUCCCGUCCUGGGCGGCGUAUUCUCCUCACUGAUCACAUGGCGCUGGUGCUUCUGGAUCAAUCUUCCCAUCUCCGGUUUGGCAGCAAUCAUUAUUAUUUAUUAUCUGGAUAUCAAACACGAAUACACGUCUUUUACGGAUGGCGUGAAAGCAUUGGACUGGUCUGGCAUGGUCACAUUCCUCGGCUGUAGCGUCAUGUUACUGCUUGCCCUGGACUUUGGUGGCGUUCUUUUCCCGUGGAACUCGGCCAAAGUCAUAGCUUUAUUUGCUGCUGGUGGCAUCUUGAUCUUCGCAUUCAUUUACAGCGAGGUCAAAAUCGCAAAAAACCCUCUCAUGCCAAUGGGCAUCUUCACCAAAGGCGUCAACGUGGCCAUCAUGGUACUGACUCUUUGUCAUGGACUGGCUUUCAUGAGCGCGGAGUACUACUUGCCUUUACUGCUUCAAUCCUCACUUGAAGCUAGUCCUCUCCAGUCUGGACUACUGCUUUUGCCAUUCAUCGUCACCACUGCUAUCUCCGGCAUUGCAUGCGGCGCGUUCAUCCACCGUACCGGCCGCUUUCAAGAGAUUCUGUGGGUGGGUGCACUGUUUCUUUGUCUCGGAUUUGGACUGUUUAUUUCAUUCAACAUACAUUCCAGCACUGCCCGGAUUAUCGGUUAUCAACUGAUUGGCGGGUUGGGCUCCGGAUUACUGUUCGAGACACCCAUCAUUGCCAUUCAAAGUCAGGUCAGACCGGAGGAGGUGGCGACUGCCACUUCAACGCUCAUCUUUGUCAGAAAUAUUGGCAUCACCCUGUCCGUCGUCAUUGGCGGCAGCUUUUUCCAGAGCUCCAUGGACAAGCAAAUGACCUAUCUCGAGAGCGCGGGUCUGCCCUGGGACUUGAUUAGCAAAUUCUCCGGAAACAAGGUCAUGGCAAAUAUUUUGUCGAUAAAAAACAUUCAAGAUCAGGCCUGGAAGACAGCCGUCGAGACGGCAAUCUGUUUGUCCAUGAGAAACGUAUGGAUUCUGUUCACGGCGGUGGCAUUUGCAGGACUUGUUGCAAGCCUUUUCAUCAGACAGGGGCACUUGAGUACAGAACACACUGUGACUGGCACGGGACUGAAGAAGACGCAACAAGAUGUUGCUAUCCCAUUGCAAACGGUGUAA